Eriocheir sinensis (Chinese mitten crab) is the source of this 3407-nucleotide messenger RNA. It is a transcript of the gene Ssu72, whose product is annotated as RNA polymerase II subunit A C-terminal domain phosphatase SSU72-like. Gene Ontology annotation, molecular function: RNA polymerase II CTD heptapeptide repeat phosphatase activity. Bases 147 to 725 code for a protein of 192 amino acids. The record is from RefSeq and is a predicted model, not a curated record. Gene Ontology annotation, cellular component: mRNA cleavage and polyadenylation specificity factor complex; nucleus. Gene Ontology annotation, biological process: termination of RNA polymerase II transcription. NCBI's taxonomy places the organism in Eukaryota, Metazoa, Arthropoda, Malacostraca, Decapoda, Varunidae. The transcript has 6 exons.
CUGGACUCUGACAUCAAGAUCAAGAUCGAGCUCACUUGGCCUGAAAACACUGAAGAAGAAGAGGAAGGACUAUUUUUUCCCUUUUUCUUACGUAAUUCUUCCUUCAGGCUCUCGUCCACGCCCUCAAGAACACUAAGUAAGGCACAAUGGCGGAGCUGUCCUUUGCGGUGAUAUGCUCCAGCAACAUGAACCGGAGCAUGGAAGCACACGCCUUCCUCAGUAAAAAGGGGUUCAAUGUGCGAUCCUUUGGGACUGGGGACAAAGUGAAGCUUCCAGGCCCAGCACCAGAUAAGCCCAAUUGUUACGAGUUUGGAACCUCUUACGACGAUAUCUACAAUGACCUCCUGAAGAAGGACAAAACUCUAUAUACUCAAAACGGUCUUCUUCAUAUGUUAGAUCGAAAUAGAAGAAUAAAGCCGGAUCCUGAGCGGUUUCAAGUAUGCAAGGACAAAUUCGACAUCAUCGUUACCUGUGAAGAGAGAGUGUACGACCAAGUUCUUGAAUGUUUAGAAGCAAGAAUCCCCGAGGAAAAUACUCCGGUGCACGUUAUAAACAUAGACAUCCAGGACAACCACGAAGAGGCCACGAUCGGGGCCUUCAUGAUCUGCGAACUGGCGGCUCUGCUGUCCGGAACUGACGAUUUGGACAAUGACAUCGACGAGCUGCUUCACGAGUUUGAAACAAAAUGCCAAAGGAACGUUCUCCAUUGUGUACAGUUUUAUUGAAUAUGUUGCGUUUAAUGUUUGGGUCUCAGGGCUUGCUUCCUGGUAUGUCAUUCCUAAGUAUCAAGAUGUGCUAUAGCUGGUUAUAUAUCACACACACACAUACACACACACUGUCUAUAAGCUAUACAGUCGUCCCUCAAAUAGUUCGGUUUCGGCUUUAUACGGAUUGUCAUAGAACUUUUAGGAUUUUUAAAUUUCCUGCUUGUUGGGAAUUUUAAAACUCCCAAAAAAUCUUAGAAAAUCCACAUAAAACCAAAACCGAACUAUUGGAAACCAUGCUAUCUGAGGGAUGACUGUACUCUGAUUCAAGGGAACUGGUAAAUCUGUGAACUGUUAAGCAUGGGACGCAUAACAAGUACGCUUCAUUCCCACUGGUGCCAAUGUUACCUUGUUUGUCGUGUUACUUUAUUCACGUAUUGCAGAGAUUCCUGUAUUCAUUGUUUACGGUCUUCAUGCUCCACAUUGUUGGCGUUCAUUCUAAAUAACAUGGCAGAAGGACCAAUACCACUUUCACAGUUCCAAUGAAUCUUCCAUGUCUCUAACUCGGCAAUAUCUGGCCACUUCCAUAACUACAUCCAGGCUGCCUCUCCAUUACAUGUGGGUCCAGGCACCACCAAGGCACGGUAAGGGGGGCGAGAUUCAGUGGCCGUGCUGUGAGGUGACAUGCAGCCAUCCUCCCCACCAGCUGUGUUGUGGACAAGAAAAAAAUAUAAAAAAAUUCACUUCAGUAUUCUUUUCUAUUUAUCUUUGAAAGCAAGACACUUUUAUGGAUGUUUGGUGUAAAAUACAGUGUGCUUAAAUCAAAAGUCUCCAUGUUUUCAGUGAUGAGAACCUUACAUCACAGGAGCUGAAUCUAGAUUCACAUGAACUUGCCAAAAUUAGAAAAGUGAAUUGUUUUGAAUGUUUUGUUUCAGUGUUUGAACAUUUUAUCUAUUUUCAAUUCUUGUAAUUCACUGGGUAAUCUUAAUGUUCCUAUAGGAUGAAAAUUCCAACAUGGCAGUGGCCGGCAUAUUGCUUUAUGUCAUUUUCAUGCUUGCCUUCAAUACACGAUGAUGAAAAUACAACUGGAAGGUGAACCUGAGCCACACUUGUUUUUAAGUAUUGUAGCAUGAUGCUGAGGGAGUGUGCUGCAGCAGCAUUAGCAACAGUACGUCACUAUGAACUAUUGAUGUUAUGAAUGGUGAAAAUGCAUUAGACUGUGUAAUAUAUCCUGGCCCAUUGUUUUAGUUCAUUAUUAUCACGGCAGUGUCUACGAUGGAUAGAAAUCCUAUAAAGUUUGACUUGUUUGUGUUGUAUUUUUUGGUUGCAGUAAUGAAUUUGAAAUAGAUUACUCUUUCCAUUAGGUUGAUGAAAAUAUCUGGUUGUAAAUCACACUUAGAUCAGUGCUCAAAAGAGAGAGGCUUCCAUGGCUAACAGACGUAAGAUUACUUGGUUGAUAUACUGUUGUUGCGCUGUGCUAUUGGCAGUAACAACAAUUGUGUAUUAUGCUUAAUUUUAAUGUAUGGCAGUAGUAGAAAAAAUCAAGGGUUCCCACUUUUGUAUAAAAAAAAUAUCCUCAUUUUUCUCUGAUUAAUUUGAAUUUUUUGUGAAUAAUUAUUUUGACCUUUUUCCAGGUCUGACAUCCUUAUCACAAGUUAAAGAUUUCAAUGCUGGAUUUAUAUGGGCUCAUAAUUUUGUAAAUUUUGCCUUUUGAGAAUUUUUCAAUGAAUUUCCUGACUUUGACUAGAAAAAAAACUUAUUCCAGGUUUUGCCUGAUUUCCAGAAAGAGUGGGAACCCUGAAACCUGUUAAUAUGAAAAGCAGCUGACCUGCACUUGUUUGGAUUUGCAAUUUUUUGUGACCAUCAUACGACACCUUCAGUCCCAAUAAACGUGUAUGUUUGUAUUGAGGGGCAGACCUGUUGAUUUCAGCUGAAUGUUGCUUGUACUGACUGUGUGAAUGAAACUGUGAGCACUGGUACUGAUAGGGAGACUGAGAGGCCACCAGCAUGACACCUCACCACACUGCCAGUGCCAAGACCUGUUACUAGUGACGGCACAGAUGAGUCACAUGCUGUAUACCAAGACUUGUGUUGCCACAGUGUGACUGACCAUGUGUAGUGUUUACUGUUGUCACCUCCAUGUCACAGGUAGGGUAGCAUUCAUGUAGUCUCCCCCUUUCAUACUUAUUCAUAAUUCAGGGCUGUAGGCAUCUAGUAUAAAUAAUAAAAGCACCAUGUGCAAGCCUUAGUGAUCAGUGUCACAAGCUCCCAGCAGCCAUCAGAGCUACUCUAUGGCGCCAGAAUGAUGAUGUUUGCUGUCAGUCUCAGUACCGUUGAGCUGGGUCUGCUAAGUGUCAAUACUUGUUCACUCCAAGUAUUGAGUAUUGUAUCCCUGAAAUACUGAAACGGGCAGACUCACAACACUGCUUCAUUACUUCUAAUUUAUCGCAUAAUGACAGUGUUACAUGUUUUCUUUUCUUAGCCCCUCCGACAAGGUCCUGUUGUGAUUUUGGCAAGCAUAUUGGGCGUCCCAGAAGCAGUGCACAAGGGGAAAUUCAUGUAAAAAGAAACAUGACAACUUCUGCAGCAGGUCAUUGAUGAUAUUGACUGUCCUGGCACCAAAAAAGCCACAAUCAACCCAAAUAGAUUUUUAGAAUAAUUAUUAUUUGUAAUUUUAAAUAUAUUGAUACCUGUCAUAUGGAA